AGCGUCCACUCUUCAGUCCCACUGGCGCGGCUGUACCGAUCGCACGCUCUCACGCCGCACACCACGCCGCGAACUCGCGCAGUGACACCCGCACCAAACUCUGUGACAGUGAUAUGGUUCUGUGUUUACAUUGGAUUCCCUGACCGUGCCCUACAACGGCGUGUGUGGCAGAGGCUGCCGAGCGGUGAUGCGCGGCGAGCGCGCGCUCUCGACACAUGCAUGCCGCCCGCGUCUCCGGUGUGGUUGUGAUGACAUGGUGGUGGGCGGUAGCGCUGUUAGCGCUGUGUGCGCCCGUCCGCCCCGCGCCCCGGGCGGGCAACGGUGAGCAAUUCUACAGCAUUGCAGGUUAUCAAAUGUCUCGCAAGACGUGUGUGGCGCGUGGCGAGAGGGGCGCUUGCAUGUGGGUGCAGGACUGCAACCGGCUCGGCGGGUCGCAUGCCGGCGUCUGUGUCGAUGGGUUCAUGUUCGGUUCCUGCUGCAGGCUGCCAGACAAGCCGAUUGUACAAGAAACAUUGCCGCCGGUGACUGUCACUGACCGUUCGUUCACAACGCCAUCUAGUACCACAACUACUACAACAGUACGACCAGAGACAACAACUAGACAGAACUGGCAAACACAGCGCCCUUCGUUCAUGACAAAACCAAUAGAUGGCGCGCCUACGUCCCACAGCUACGUACCGCCGCAGAUAUCCCUGAACGAUAUCAUGCUAGGCAUCCGUCCAAAUAGUGAUAUAGCUAAUAAAAUACCAUACAACAGUGUAAAUAAGUACCAAAAUGUAAAUAGGCCGAACGGUGAAGCGGAAACUAGUCUCCACAAUAAGAUUUCGUCUAGUCUUAGCAUAAUACCUGGGGCGCGGCCGAUGGCCGUGUCUGAGCAGCACGCUGAGAAUAGUAUUCCUUCAGCUCAAUUCAUGUCGAGACCGAGCAACCUGAACACAAUACACUGGCAGGCGACGACCGAGCCGUCUUUCAUCACAAAACCGCGACCGUCGUGGGACAAGCCGGCUGGCAAGCCGAAGCCAACCAAGAAGUUCACAACCACCACCAGCAAACCUCACAAGAAUUAUAUAAAACCUAAGGAUCCUGCUACGAACAUGAUAAAUAAAACGGAGGAGUCUACCCCGCCGUCUCUGCAGACUACUGCAGCGACUAGUAAUGUGGAAUGUGGCGUCACAGCAUUAUGGCCCCGCCCAGAGACCCGCAUUAUGGGCGGCAAGGACUCCAGCUUUGGCAGGUGGCCGUGGCAGGUCUCAGUCAGGCGAACCUCAUUCUUCGGCUUCUCUUCCACUCAUCGGUGUGGUGGCGCCAUCAUCAAUGAGGGUUGGAUCGCCACAGCUGGCCAUUGCGUUGAUGACCUCCUAACAUCUCAAAUAAGGAUACGCGUCGGUGAAUACGAUUUCUCAUCAGUAUCAGAAGAAUAUCCAUUCGUGGAGCGAGGAGUGGCUCGGAAAGCAGUUCAUCCAAAAUACAACUUCUAUACAUACGAGUAUGACCUUGCCUUAGUGAAGUUGGAGACGCCAUUGCAAUUUGCACCUCACAUAUCCCCGAUAUGUCUCCCUGCUUCUGAUGAUUUGCUGGUUGGAGAGAAUGCUACUGUCACUGGAUGGGGAAGAUUGUCUGAAGGUGGAGUGCUGCCUUCUGUUUUGCAAGAGGUGCAAGUACCAAUAGUCUCAAACGAGAGAUGCAAGUCUAUGUUUCUUCGAGCGGGUCGUCAGGAGUUCAUUCCUGAUAUAUUCCUCUGUGCUGGUCACGAAAGAGGCGGGCAUGACUCGUGCCAGGGUGACUCUGGAGGACCACUGCAGGUCAAAGGCAAAGACCAGAGAUAUUUCCUAGCUGGAAUCAUAAGCUGGGGCAUUGGAUGCGGUGAAGCAAACCUACCAGGCGUCUGCACCAGGAUAUCUAAAUUCGUACCCUGGAUCCUACAGACUGUUAACUCUUAAUAAGUGAUAAACUAAAAGUGAAAGAACUCGAUAAUCGAUAAUGGACGAUACGAAUCGAUUCAAGUGCAGUUACCUUCAAAAAUGUUGAUUGGAUUCAACGUUUUGUGAGGCGUUUUAUUUGGACUUGUCCACCUGAGGCUCUGCAGAGGUCGUCGCGCGAUCCUCUGAUUGGUGGAGCUUCGAUACGGUGUUACAACGGCUUGAACAAUAAUAAACGCCCCGAUGACGAUCGCUUGUUUCUUUCGAGACAGAGUUGGAGUCGAUUUAUCGAUGUUAUAAUCGAUUUUACCAAUUGAAAAAUCAACCUCGGGUUCAUUGUUACCUAAACUAGAAUUUGGCAAAUAAAUAAAAUGUAUCGAUUUUGGCUGUUAAGUAAAAUCGAAUCGAAAGAUCGAUGCUCUGUUCUCGAUUGAAUUAUACUAUGCACUUGCAGCGAUGUAGAUGACAUCCAAUGUAAAUACAACAAUAUGAGUAAGUUUAUCUUUAUCCGUUAUUUAUAGUGAAUUAUUUAAUCGAUUAAUUGUAAAUAUUCGUGUAUUUGUCUUGCCUUAAUGUAAGGAUUUUUUGUAUUUUUAUACAGUAUUAUUUACGUUUCGUUACUUUGUAGAUAUCACUUCACAACAACCAAUAUUUUUAAUGGUUCCUUUAAGAAUUUUGUACUUAUCUUAAGCUAGCUUGUAGUUGUGUAAAGGAAGUUAUAUGAAAAUUUGUUAUAGAAUGCAGGAAAUAAUUUAGAUACCAAAACAUGUGUUGUUACGAGGCAUUUAUAUAUCACAGAAAUGAUGUUUUGUAUUAUGUAUAUUCUAGAUACAUUGUGUUUGAAUGAAUAGUUUAUAUGACGUUGAAUACAGUUGUUCGUUUGCACAGUAAUAUUGUUAAUGAUUAAAAUAUUGAAAUAAUUUAUA
Manduca sexta (tobacco hornworm) is the source of this 2845-nucleotide messenger RNA. It is a transcript of the gene Sb, whose product is annotated as serine proteinase stubble. NCBI's taxonomy places the organism in Eukaryota, Metazoa, Arthropoda, Insecta, Lepidoptera, Sphingidae. The record is from RefSeq and is a predicted model, not a curated record. The coding region runs from base 216 to 1940 and encodes 574 amino acids. The transcript is spliced from 10 exons. Gene Ontology annotation, molecular function: serine-type endopeptidase activity. Gene Ontology annotation, biological process: proteolysis.